This is a messenger RNA of Medioppia subpectinata, 1233 nucleotides long. The record is from the annotation of a GenBank genome assembly. Lineage: Eukaryota; Metazoa; Arthropoda; Arachnida; Sarcoptiformes; Oppiidae.
AUGAAAUGGAGUUCUGUCACCAAAAUCUGCAAACAGUAUUCACAGACAAACGGCUGUUGUUUGGCAGACAAUCCCGGCGGAACAAAUGACUUUCUUGUACAAUCACUGUACAUAAUACUUGAUCAAUUUAGAGUGGUGGAAAUUAUUGGUUCCGGUGAAAAUGACGAGAAACAUAAGGUUGCUCAAAAUGAAGUGGAAAUGUUAGCAAAACUGGAUUUAAAAUACGUGGUUAGAUAUUACAACUCUUGGAUUGAAAAUAAAUGUAUGUACGUACAAAUGGAGAAUUGCCAGCAAACACUUUGGUCUGUACUUAAAGAUAAGUCACAUGUAUUUAGUAGACAAGAGAAAAAACCCAUGAAUCUAUAUAAAUAUUUUAUAUCAUGUGAAAUAUUCCGGGAAAUAUUGCAAUGCCUGCAAUACCUUCACUCAUUGAAUCCGCCAAUCAUUCAUCGGGAUAUAAAACCCGAUAAUAUAUUAAUAUUAAAUAACUCAAACGAUGGCAGGUUCCUAAAAUUGGGUGACUUAGCCCUAGCUACAUAUCACGAGCCAACGAUGACCCACACACAAGGUGUGGGAACUUCACAAUUUAUGGCACAAGAAGUAUUUUCCUCUAAUAAAUAUGACACUAAGUCAGAUAUUUUUAGUCUCGGCUGUAUUGGUUAUAUACUGUUUGAUAUAAGCGAAAUUAAAAAUCAAAAAUACAAUUCUACCAUAUUCAUGGAUAAAGUAAAUGCCUUACAUUAUAUUCUUAAAUCAAUGGUUGAGGAUCGGUCUGAAGACCGGCCGACGAGUGAAAGUAAUUUAGUGAACAGGAAAAAACUCGAGUUCUUAAAGAAUCUACGGGAUGUACUCGAAGUGAAAAAUACGCUUUUUAAUAGAAGACCCGCACAACCCUUUAAUAUCUAUGAAUUUUUCAUGUCUUGUGAAAUAUUUCGAGAACUCUUACAAUGCUUACAAUAUCUUCACGGACUGUACCCACCGAUCAUUCAUCGGGAUAUAAAACCGGCGAAUAUUUUAAUUUUGCAAAACACUUGUAAUAAUACGUUUAUAAAAUUGGGUGACUUUGGUUUGGCCACUGAACACAACAGAGCACUCAUGAGCCACACCCGUGGGGCGGGAACUCCUAAUUACACGGCAUAUGAAGUGGGUCUCAACGGGACGUAUGAUUUCAAAGCAGAUAUUUUCAGUCUCGGAAUGAUUGGAUUUCAAAUGUUCGAAAUCAACACAAUGUAA